AUGCUAUCCGAUUCGGCAAUACGGUUUCAACAAGAAAAGGGCUUUAACCAAGUGGCUCCCUCCAAUAACGUCUCUGGUCCGUUAUACAGCACUGCAGGGAGAACUGAUCUGGCACCAAGUGAUACAGGUUGUUGUGCAUCCGUGUUAUCUGACGCAGCCACGGGAUGCGACCGAAAGGCAGAUGCAAAUUGGGCGAGGCUGCACAAUGAACAUCAAAAGCAAUUACAAAUGACUGGCGAGUAUAGGAAACACGAGGCAUUAAGCGUGGCAGGUAAAGCGCCGAUGCUGUCGGUCUCUGCCGAGGAUCUACUGGCACAAUCCAGGGGACGGAUUGGGGAGAGGAACAGCAUUCCUGAAUCUUUAUUCCAGGAGAUGCUUCCCUGCAUGGACGACCCUUCUAGGAAUUCGGGAGCCAAUGUAGGGCAGUACCAUCUAGAAGGGGAACGCCUUUUACCUUCCACAGGGUCUGACUACCCGGUGGCAAGCCAGCCUGCUUCCUUGGGUCUCGUUUUACAGGAAGCCACUGGCUCACAUGAGAACGAACUAAACUUGCAGAACGAACAGAAUAUCCCAGAUGGUGUCCUAGGGUCAGAAUGUAGUUGGCUGAGGAAUCCCGAGGACCACCCUUUUGUCCGCCUUCCAAUUCUGCAGAAGGAUGUUGUUCCCAGAACUUUCAAAGUAGAAGAAGCGUUUGCAUCGAAGCUUCUUCAGAAUAGCCCAAUGAGCAUGUACCUUACAAUGCGAGAGCUAUUCUCAAAGCAGUCAUUGAAUGCAAGAGACGCGCAAAACCUAGUGUUCACCUGCGAGCGUCUUGUUAACUAUGGAAUUCACCGGCUUACGACUCCUCUGCCUAGAUACACUCCUUUCCUUAUCUCUAGGAGAUUGGCGAAUCUCCUCAUGAUGUUUGAUUACGUGGUAUGUACGGCCCAUAUUAUUGGCCCGAAAAUGGGGAUUGAGCGAUGGUGGCAACAGUUCGUCAACCUUUUCCGAAUGGAUCGCAGUUUGCUUUCACCACCUCGUGUGGGGAGGUUAGGAUCCGAUCUGUUGGUGCGCAUAACUUAUCGUCUGAUUGAUGCUCUGGAAAUCUAUAGGACUGGGGGACGCCCGUCUGCUCUGGAAAUAAUCCAGUUGAAGCGUUUGAUUUUGUGUCACUUGAGAGCACAUAGCCAGUUUGAACACCCGCACUGGGUUCGUUGGGUCGAAGACGACGAAGAAUUUUUGCAGAAACGUCGGGAGUCCUCCUCGUGA
Eimeria acervulina is the source of this 1248-nucleotide messenger RNA. RefSeq lists its product as hypothetical. NCBI's taxonomy places the organism in Eukaryota, Apicomplexa, Conoidasida, Eucoccidiorida, Eimeriidae. Bases 1 to 1248 code for a protein of 415 amino acids. The record is from RefSeq and is a predicted model, not a curated record. The transcript has a single exon.